UACGGUGUUGUGCGUUUCCAAAACACAUGCACAAUAGCAAACAAGGAGAGCGGAACGGCGCAUGUAUGUUACUCCGACUUUGUAAAUAGCUGAUUAUCACGAACCGUUGUUAUGAUAAGAGACCAUUUGCUUAGUGCAAGAACGGUUGCAGCGGAAGAUUCUGCAGCUUUUGCGAGGUGAAGAACAAGUGAUGAAUAAUGCUGUUGAAUUGCGCUUAAAACAGCUGCAUCAACAUGAAGACGAAUUUAAUAGCUGCUUGAUCUGUUUCUAGAUUUAUGUUUAUUUAUUAGAAGACCCCUUUUGCCAUUUUAAAUACCAAGAGCAGCGCAAUGCAUAAGGCGAUAUUUUCGUUUUAGCCAAGGCGUCACUUUCCAACACAAUCCUCUAUCUAGACGCUUCAAAAAGUGCAGUGCUUCCAAUUUGAUAGACCGUAAAUGUGAAGAUUUUAUUUUCAUUUCUUUACCUCAUUGUCAUACGCGCAUUUCUUAAGCAAAAUGGAAAUCACGCAAAUGUGGAAAUUACAACCUGGUUAAUCAACAAUAUAUACAUUUUUAAAUUAAAAUAGAAGAUAUAAGAAGAUGUUUGGCCGUUUGAAAUCUGCUGUACGCGUCAACGGAAUAUAGUUAAUCAGAACAUCUGAUGGGAGAAAAAGACGGAGACGCCGUCUACUCGACCCAUCUGCAAGAAAACAAAACAUGAAAAAGAAGCAACAAAUGGUUCGUAAAGAUAUUGAUUUCUAUUUGGAGUCUCCGACGUAAAGAGGGGAAGUGCGACGAUUUUUGGAAAAGAAGCGAGUCAUUUGGCAUUAAAUAUUAAUUCAGCUGUUUUGAAAUGAUGCUCUAAAAUCUUAAACACACAUGAUUUGUGCCCUCUUAUUAUGAAAUACUUCUAAUGGUAAAACCUGGAAAGAGAACUACCUAUAGAAUGCAUUGUUUGAAGAUAAGAAUCAUUAUUUUGUCGUCAACAUCAUUCGAAUCUCUUGAGUCGGACUGAAAAAGAAAAAAACUUUGAAAAUUUAAACACACAAGCAACUAUAAAACAAUGCCGGAGUGCCACGAUUCCUGGACUGUUACAACAUAUCAUUUUGAUGUCAAAAGUACUUUCAUUAACGGCUGCAGGCAUAGAGUAAUAGGUGCAAGCUUUUUUACAAGGUAUCAUUAUGCUACCCGCAGUUUCGCCCAGUUGAAUGCAGCGCUUCAGCAUGUAAAUUGACUUCAACCUUGUACCUAUUUCGGUUGCCUCUGGGACUAUAUAUUCUCCAACCGGAAAUAUAUAUAUCAUCUUUAAAAUGGAGUUUGCAAUGGUAGGUGCUGAAAGUGGCGGGUGCAACAGCCAUCUGCCUUACGGAUACGCACAGGCGCGCGCUAGGGAGCGCGAACGCGAACGGGAGAGGCAGGUCCAGUCGCGUGCCGCAGCGGCAGCCGCCGAGGCUGGAUCGACUAGUGAAGGGCAAUGUUGUACCAGCCAUCACCCCAACAACCACCAGCUGCAUCAGUCUCGCGCCGCCUCCUCGUGCCAUGCCAACAACACCAGCGGUAGUACCGCCUCGCGCCCCUCCUCUUCGCAACCGGCUCAGCAGCAGCACGCGGAGCAACAGCAGACGGUCCUAAGAGGGAGGAAAAGGCAUCGCGGUGCCGAGCACCGAAGAAGGAACCGUCCUACUCUAGGCGGGGACCUGCGUCACUCGGAGUUGGCGCUACUCGGAUCCGAGGAGGAAAUUAUGAUAGAGGAGGAGGAGGCUGGAGACGAGGGAGAAGAAGACGAGGACGGAGGCGGUGGUGGCGAGGAGACGAGUGGCAGGAGAAAAAGUUUUGUCUCUAAUAUGGAUGAUGAAGAAGAGACCUUUUCACUCACGGACAGACGCCCCCAGUCAGGCUACGAAAACGUUUACAGCGAACACGCCUGCUGCGAAAGAGUUGUCAUUAAUGUGUCCGGUCUUAAGUUCGAAACACAGCUUAAGACUCUAAGUCAGUUCCCGGACACACUGCUCGGGGACCCCGAAAAACGCAUGCGGUACUUCGACCCCCUGAGGAACGAGUACUUUUUUGACAGGAAUCGACCAAGCUUCGAUGCAAUUCUUUAUUAUUACCAGUCCGGGGGGAGAUUAAAGAGACCCGCUAAUGUGCCCUUUGACAUAUUUUCAGAGGAGGUCAAGUUCUAUGAACUGGGAGAAGAAGCGAUUCUCAAGUUUAGGGAAGAUGAGGGCUUCGUAAAAGAAGAAGAAAAGCCUUUGCCUGAAGACGAGUUCAAGCGUCAAAUUUGGCUUCUCUUCGAAUACCCAGAAAGUUCAAGCCCUGCGAGAGGCAUUGCUGUCGUGUCUGUUUUGGUUAUUGUUAUAUCCAUUGUCAUCUUCUGUUUAGAAACUUUGCCCGAGUUCCGGGACGACAGAGAAUCCUUCAGCGGGGGUAACAACUCAUCACAUCCCGGCAGUGAUUUCACACCAUUCAACGAUCCCUUCUUCAUCGUGGAGACCGCGUGUAUCAUCUGGUUUUCUUUUGAGAUAAUCGUCAGGUUCUUCGCGAGCCCAAGCAAACCCGCCUUCUUUAAAAACAUUAUGAACACUAUAGACAUUGUAUCCAUCUUGCCUUACUUCAUUACCCUUGGCACAGAUCUUGCCCAACAACAAGGCAACGGGCAGCCGGCGAUGACCUUCGCGAUUCUCAGAAUAAUUCGUCUGGUCAGGGUCUUUCGCAUCUUUAAGCUUUCUAGACAUUCAAAAGGUUUACAAAUCCUCGGUCACACUUUAAAAGCUAGUAUGAGGGAACUAGCGUUGUUGAUCUUCUUCCUUGUCAUCGGCGUUAUUUUGUUUUCCAGCGCCGUGUACUUCGCCGAAGCCGAUGAGCCGACGUCCCAGUUCACUAGCAUCCCAGACGCCUUUUGGUGGGCAGUCGUCACCAUGACCACUGUCGGAUACGGGGACAUGAAGCCAAUAACAGUGGGUGGUAAAAUAGUGGGCUCACUUUGCGCUAUAGCGGGAGUAUUAACCAUCGCUUUGCCCGUCCCUGUUAUCGUUUCCAACUUUAAUUACUUUUAUCACAGAGAGACUGACAAUGACGACCAAACACCGGCGGUACAAAACACUCUCCCCUGUCCGUAUUUCCCUGGAAACUUCUUCAAGAAAUUCAGGAGUUCAGUGUCUGCUUCUUCUAUUGGGGAUAAAGCAGAGUACAUGGAGAUGGAAGAAGCGGUGACACAGUCCUUAUGCACUUUGGACAAGCAAAGCCCGGAAAAAGGAAACGGUACAGAUAAUGUUCGAGGAAACAGCACGAAUCCCAAAUCGCUUCAAACCGAUGUAUGAUUACAGGGCUGUAAAAAGACAGUUUGGCCUUUAUUAGUCGCCUGUUACGAUUUAUGGUACAGCGUGCAGAGAGUACAAGUCUUAUAGUGAUGAACAUUCAUACAUUGCAUUUAGAAAUCACACACAGCAAUGUUGCAUACAUGGAAUUGGUAUUUCCGUUAGAUGUUUAUUUAUUUGCGCUAAAAAUAUAACUAUAUUCCCGUCGCUUCGAACUUCCCUAGAGAAAGGAUUUCAGUUAAAACAUGCAACGGCAAGAUCACCAGCUUUAAGUAACAUAUCUUUCUAAACCACCAAAUUACUAUAAAAUAAAGCUACUCAUAGACAUAAUUGAUAUUUCCUAUGUAAACUUUAUUUUUUGAUGGCACUUUACACAGUUUUACUUCUUUGGAAUUAGAUUAAUGGGAGAGGUUUUAGCACUGAUGUAUAAUGCAAGACGAAUAUAAUUAGGAAGUUAAAUGCUUAGAUCAGAUGAUCGUCAGCAAAAAGGCGAGUUUGUAACUAAAUUAUAUUUACCCUUUUGAUACGGCAAUUUGUCCGUAAUUUGGAGAUUCAUUAAUAGAUAUUGUAACAAUUGUGUACGUUGUGGUUUACAAAGUGACAAAGAAUUUUUGAAUCCCGAUUUUAGUAAUCCUACGCUUCAAGGUCUCCUAAAUUGUAAAUCUAUUACUGUUAGGAUGGUCAUUAAAACUGCGACGAUACCUGUCACUGUGAUCUGUGCCACAGAAAAUAAUUCGCUCUCGAUUCGAAAUGUUCAAUGCUGAUCAACUUUUCAUACACAUUCCUGAACGACAUGGGCGCAAGAUAGGAAUGAGGUAGUUUAUUAGACGUCUAAGAAAUUCUCUUUUUAUACAGCUGCAUCAAAUUCACCGACAGCGGCUAUAGCAAGAACAAAGAUGCGCAUUUCGGCACCUCCUUAAAGCAUGAACUGGAUUUUAUAUUUGUACAUGAACUUUUCAUGCUUUGAAGGCAUGCACUGAAUUUCUGCAGUGAGCAACGAAUACAUGCUUGGCAUUGCAUAUGUAUUACCUGGAGCAAAAACUGCAGGGACAAAGAAGAGCGAGAAGUUUGGACAACUCAAAAGAAAACUUGUGCUUGCCCCUUUAACACCGCAAGAGAAUGUCAGCAUUCCUCUUGAUGAAAUCUCACGGAAAUCUAAAAAUAUGUAUAAUUGAGUCUAUGAGUAUGGACGAUUUUUUUUUCUUCUUUUGAUCAACUGACUUCCUGUACAAACCCUCAGUGAAAGAACUUUUGGUCUUCCAGGACAGCAGAUGCAGGAUACAGGAAAUAUAAAAAGGACAGGGUUGCAGCGAGUCUAUUCCAGGAAGCACAAGGCAGGGGGCAUCCUGGAAGGCGUGCCAGUCUACCACAGGGCACACACUGGCACAGCAAAGCUGAUUCAGAGACAGGGAUGCGCAAACAGGAGGAGAACAUGCAAGUUUCAUGAAGUGCCGGUCCGGGAAGCAGGACAAGCGUGGGACACAACAACUCAACAUCACGUUGGAGGCCCCCAGAAAGGAAGGGGAAAAGAGUUACUUUUCAGGGUCCAGCUGAUUGCCUUAAUGAUCAGAAACAUAAUGCAUGAUCGAGUCACCGUAAUUAGAGACCUACUGUAUCAAGACUCAUCUUUUUUCCUCAGAUGUGAUGCAGUGUGUUUUAGGGCAGAUAUUUUAAUACUUCGGAGAGAAUAGUAUGGUUGUCAAAUGUACUUUUGCUAUCAGCUCCAUUGUUACUGAACCAAACUAAAGAUUUCUGCCAUCUUUUGGUGGCAAACGGUUUUGUUUUAUUUUGUUAACCAAAUACCACUGACUUAAGUGGAGCUGCUGAAUGAAAAGUAUGUGUAUUUGUUUUUAAUUUAUAUCCAUGAUUUUGUUGGUUAAAUUUCACUGAAAAGGAAGGUUCUUCCAUGACUUUGCAUUGUGUACAGAUGAUCAGUGCUACUACACCUAUUUAAUUACUCAUAGGAACUUCUGUUUUAUGUGAGUUAGUGUGUGCGUGCAUUUGUGUGUGCAUGCGUGUGACUGAAUUUGUGCGUUCAGUGACGUUUACAGUGUUGUCAUGGGAAUAGCAAGGCAACGCAUGUGAUCACAGACAAGCUCACAAACACGUAGACAUACUCACACACAAAACAAACACCUAGGAAACACAGAAAUAACACUGCCAGUGUUAAGCACAGUGCUGAAUUUUGCAUUAAUAACAUUUAUCAUAUUAUAAAUCCCUGAAAAUAAUAAAUUUCUUUUAAUGAUGUAAUGGACAAAAUGGUUUAUGUUUGAAUAAACCAUUUGCUACAAUCUGAUAUACCCACUGAGUGAUUAUUAUUCCUGGCACCUGAUUGGAGGUGAAAUAUUUCAGAACAAUCAUGCGUAGAACUUGAAUUUGAGUAUUCAAUGUCUGUCAGAAAUGCAAUUGCAAAUUCAGAUACUAUAUACUAUAAUCGCAUACUGCAAUGUUCAACUUCAUAAACAAUGUUAACUUGAGACAACAUUCACACAUUUCUUCUCUUAAGCAGCUUUAGAGAAAAAAAUGUUUGGUCGUAAUACUGAAUCAGUGGAUGUCCUGUACACUUGGAAGAUGUGCUAUCGCCCUACGCAUUUUACUUAGUUUAUCCAAUUAGAAUAAAUAAACAAUAAAACACUUAGAAAAAUAUGUGCCACCCCAACCCCCAAAAAAUCUCACUGGCUUAAUAUAUUUUGGUGAAUAUCAAAAAAAGCCAUGUGUUGGAAGAUGUGUUUUGUGUACUAUUAGAGUUAUACAAUAUAUAUAGUGCACUAGCUUAAGAAGGUAUUGUUGUAGAAAAGUACUGUUCUCUAACAGUACGAGCUAAGACAAUUAGUUUGUGUCUUUAUCAAAUUUUCAAUGGCUAGUGAUUGAAAAUCAGUUAUUCUGACAAAGGAACUUAAAUAGGUAGAAUCAAUAAACAGUAAAUUCAACAUCAUUCUCCCUAAAAUAUGUUGUACUUGUGCACAUAAAAUGUCACUGGAUCGACCAUUAUCCUCUUCAGUAAAAACCUUGCUAAAUGACUACUUUAUAUUUUAUUUUAUAUUUUAGAAUGACCGGGGGGAUUCACCCCAAAAUAACCAAAGGCUACUAGAAAGUAUAAAAAACAACAAAUGACUUGUUAUUUUCUUUAAGGAGAGACAGAACUGGAAAAAGUUACAAAGGAAAAUCUUAUAUACAAAUAAAGUAAAGUCACUUGUGUUGAUGAGCAUAUGCACAAUGUAACUAAAUACUGUUACGAUGAUACGAUGAAGGUGAUCCUUUGCAGUUACCACAAUCAUGUUACAGACAUCACAAUAAGAGGAGAAGCAAAUGACCUCAACACUUAACCGCUUGUUGUGUCAUUGACUUACAAAUGGUAACGAUAGCGUGCUGAUGGGUAACUCAAUGAAAGUGAUAUCAACCCAAAAUUAUUUAUUGUUGAAAAUCUGAAAAUGUUAGACAUCUGAAAACAUAUAGUUUUGUAUUACAGAGAGAUGUGUAAUAUUAAUAUUGUAUCCUUCCUGGUGUUCCAGAGUUCAGAGGGACCCUGCCAUCCUUCAAUUUUGCAUGUUUUAAUUUUAACGGUGUCCAGAUCUAAGAUGUAUUUUUGUUAUUUAUUAGGAUGUUACCAUGAAUUUUAGGACACCCUAAUUUCCCUUACCUAUUUUCUUAUUUUUAUUAUUAUUAUUUUUCUUUUGUAAGGCAGUCAUAAUUAGAUCGGAUUUUCUAUAUUCAUAUAAUUUUGUAGGCAGCAAUAUGAGAUGUGAUGGAAAAACAAGAAACCAUGUGCAAUGUUAAAUUAA
Molecule: messenger RNA, 7077 nt
Organism: Paramormyrops kingsleyae
Lineage: Eukaryota; Metazoa; Chordata; Actinopteri; Osteoglossiformes; Mormyridae
Source: RefSeq, a predicted model, not a curated record